UGGAAAGGGUGUUGGUUAGAUUAGAUUAUUAAAGGUAUGACCAUAAGGAAACCGUUAAUUUCUCAUCUCUGAAAAUUCCUCUUUUUGUAUCAAUUCCUUUAAUUGGACUUUCACUGUUAUCUUUUUUCCUCCUUUGUUCUUAUUCAAAUUUUACUGUUCAGAGUUGCCUUCUUCUCCUGCCUCUGCUCCUGCCUUUCUUGAAUGAGUCUUUUAUUCCACGGGCCUUUACCGGCAUCAUCUCUCAAAACAAUGAAUACUAUUCCAACCUGCUUCUUCAAAUCCAAUAAGCUCCUUCUCCUUUUACAAAAAUUGACGAAAAGGGUUGUCUCAUAGAGAGAGAUACAGAGAGUGAAACAGAGGAUAAAAUUGAUUGCAAUCAAAGGGUUGGGCGAUGCAAGAAUGGGUGAAAGUUACAGUGGCAGCAUCGUCUGCUGCAGUUGCUAUAAUCGUCUUGAUCGUGUUCAUAUGGAGAUUCUGUUAUUCCAGAAGACUUACUCGGAUUACAGAUACAACGAAGACAAGAGGGCAGAACUUACAAUCAGGGAUUGCGAAGCUUCACCAGGUAAGUGAAUCCAGGGACCGCAAGACUCUCCAUGGUUUUCAUCAUCCAGACAGCAAGGGAAGGGCAAAUUUCUCUAAGUUCCGACAUGGGGUUUUGUCGAAGCCAGCCUUCAGUUGGGCUGAUCAUCCUUGGCUUGUUUCAGAGGCCUUAGAGUAUGGCUGGUCUAGAUUUGCCUUCACGGCCCAAACUUCAUCUCCUUCGACUCGACCGAGCCUGUUGGGUUUAUGCGCUGCUGGUGAUCAGGGACGAGAAACAGAGGCGUUUAUUAGCUGGGAAGUGAGUCCAGGGUCGGUAGACUACACGCAGAAGAUCAGGUUCAAUCCAGGAAUGAAGAAGAUCGAUAUGGGUAUCCCUCCUUUGGGUGCUUCAUGCGUUAUCAAGUCUGCGCUGCCCUUGCCAGGACCUACCUUGGGAAGUAUUAGCUCCUUCCCUCAAGAAGCUUAUCUCGAAAUCACCAUCUUGUCUUCUCUUUCAGAGGAGGAAAUCGACUCUAUCCAUAGCGUUAAGAGAAGCUCUGGUGAAGGCGAGCUGAAGAAACUCAUUCCACCGACUGCUAAUGCUAGUGCUCAAUCGGAUUCAUUAAUCCAUGUUGCAGGAACCAAUGGAAGUGCCAGAUUCCAAGAAUUGAAACUACGGAUUAAGGAAGGAGCAAAGCAGGAGGAGCCGGUGAUAUGGUCGGUGGGGCUCAGCGGAGGUGGGUAUCCCCCACGGAAACUCCCCGGAACCUUUCCUGGAUCCAUUGGAUUCAACUCCAAUGGUUCUGUUUUCCUUGAUGGAAAUAAGCUCAUCUAUGAAUCUGAUAAGCCAGAAUUGGAAAGCAGAGACAAGGUGAUCGGUUGCGGUUUUGAUCCAUCUCAGAAGAAGGUGUUCUUCACUGUGGAUUCAGAAUUGGUGCACGAAAUCCAUUGCAAAGCGGAGGAAUUCGGGAACCCACUUUACCCGACUCUAGCUGCGAAUGUAGACAUUACAGUUUUGAUAAAUUUUGGACAGACUGCUUUCAAGUAUUUGCCGGCAAAUGCGCAGAGAACUUCAAAUCCAUGUUUCAUUGACCCUCUUGCUAAUGGUUCUACAGCUUCUGUGGGCGAUGACGAUAGCCGAGAGUUCUUUUCCAUAGGAAGGAUUGACCCUCAAUGGCUUAAUCGAAAUAACACCAAGACCAACAACAACAAUGGUGAUAACAUUUCAAUAGAUCUCGACGGGGAAUCUGAAGCUGAAUUAUUCGAAAUAGUUUUGGAUAGCUCAAGCAGAUCAGGCACAGUAAUGAGUUAAUGCUGGGACAUAAUGAUUUUACAAGGUCAUGAACCAGCGACCUUAAAUUAUCAAAUCCAAUUUAGCUUGAAUCAUGAACUAUAUACUUCAGAUUCUGCUACACUGGUGUUGGUUUAGAUGUUGUCCAAAUCCAAGAAUGCAGCCAAUUUUUUCUGUCAAUUACAAGGAUUCAACAAGUUCUGAGGGGAAAAAAAAAAAAAAACUUCCAUCUUUCUCUGAGGUCAAGAGCUGCUACAGUUGAUUCGAUGACUGGCUUCAAGUUUUAUUAAUUUCCCAGACAGAUACAAAUUCAAGUUGUUUGAGGAUUGCCGGCAGAUUUUGACUCUCCUUGUUUAUUUAGGUUUCAAUUUUGUAUAUAUUUUAGAUGUUUAUUACUGAUCAAGUUGUAGACUUGUAAUUCUAUUUUCAAUACUUGAAUAUUGUAAUGCAAUCACAAGAUACAACAUU
Molecule: messenger RNA, 2278 nt
Organism: Telopea speciosissima
Lineage: Eukaryota; Viridiplantae; Streptophyta; Magnoliopsida; Proteales; Proteaceae
Exons: 2
Coding region: 392-1831 (479 amino acids)
Biological process (GO): cell-cell adhesion
Molecular function (GO): protein binding
Source: RefSeq, a predicted model, not a curated record